CGUCGACGACGAGGCGCCUACGGUGACUUCGUAAAUCUCAAGAUGAUAUGCCGGCUCAGUCUCUCGGAGGUGCUCAUAGGGGUAGGGUGACGGACGUGAGUUAUGCAUCUUGCACAACAUGAUCGUUGAGGAUGAGGGUGACAAAUGUGAGACAUGUAGGACUUGACAACCCCGGCCCACCCAAACCCUUUCCAGACCUGUCGUGGUUUUGUCACGACAGAUGUCCUUGUGAAAGAACUUGGUCGUGGAGCCAUCGUGACGGGUUAGCUUAAAGGGGUUAAAGCGGACAAGGGACGCAAAGGGUUUAUACUGGUUCGGCCCCUUGCGGUGAAGGUAAAAGCCUACGAUCCAGUUGUUGUGGGAUUGCUUGGGUUUUGAUGACCAAGGAGCGAAUACGCUUUGCCCGAGUCUCGAGUUGUUGUCUGUUGUUCUUGAACCGCCGCCGGGUCGUCUCCUUAUAUACAUGGGUUGACGCCCGUCGGUUUACAGAAUUUCGAGGCCGUCUCAUAAACGUUUCUGGCUCAUAAACGUGUCCGGCUCGAUCUCCGCUCUUUUUAUCUUACAACACAAGUCUACAUAUUAAUGUCGGCUUAUGUCUACAGGCCUUGAACCGGCUCUGGGCCCUAGGCCUUCAUAAAGCGUCAUCGUCUUUGUCUUCAUGGGCUUCAGAUACAAUGAACCACUAUGGGGUUAACCCGGUCUCUCCUGGUCGGUUUACGCCCAGUAGUAAUAUCCUCAACAUUAGGCCCUAGAUUGAUUUGAACUGGUUCAUGUCAAUCCUCAAUGCUUCAUCAUCUUCACAAAAAUCUUGUAAACCACCAUGAUAAAUCGCCAUGACGUCAUCUGUUAUUAAAAAUUGCCUAAAGCUCGCUUUUAUUAAUGAGCCUCCGACAAUCGAGGCGACAGCUCCGCCUCAUAUCCAAAUCUUGGGCUCCUCGAUUUUCGCGCCUGACGUUUAUCCUUCUGCCUUUAUAAAUAGGGCCAGGGGGUCUUUCCAUUCCCCCUCCCCCGUGCCUCUUCACAUCAUCUCCUUCCUUGUGCCGCCCGACCUUUGUAGCUCCGCCGCUGCCGUCGACCUUCGUUUCUGCCUCCGCAAUGGCCGCUGCAUCAGCCUGACCGGACCAGAGAAGCACGGCGCUCCUCCGCUGUUCCCUCAUCAUCAGUGAGUUCUUCUUUUCUUUGCUCUAGAUCCACCAUUAGGGUUUCAAUGUUCAUCGGAGUCUAUCAAAGCUCCGCCGAUGUUCUUUCCUGUUCUUUUCAUUAGCACAAACGACUAGCUGGAUCCGAUAUUUCUUUCGCGGCCGUAGCCAUAACCCCCUUUCUAUUAGAUCUGCUCCCUUACACAAAACUCAUCUGAACUUUGCUGAACUGUUCAAGUACUUGAAAUUAGGUCUGAAUUUAUUUUGAUUUUCCAACGCACGACAGAUUUGAAAUUACCAUGCCAAGCUGUGAAACUUGUUUUUCCUUCACUUACGCAUCUUUAGACUUGUAUCUUCAAUACCAGAUUGGGCGGUUUAACUCCAUAGAAAAAUGAUGCCUAGUAGAUACCAUUAGUCCCUGGUUGAACCGCCAAUGCAUUUGUCUUUGCACCUUCUCCAUUGUCAGACUCCGGUUUACCAAUAACAAACUCCGGCUUAACAUUAUGCAUACACCUUUGCACCACUAUACAGUUGUCCAUUGUGAAUCUUAAACCGGUAAUAAUUAUGUAUCAGCUUGUCAUUGAAAUGGCCAAACAAGUCUAUGAGUGCAACUGGGCUCCUUCCCGGGUUACCAAGAGCAAUUAAAUGGAUGUGUCGCGACUGGCGCUUUAGCCAAGAAAGAGGUCAUCCACUGGAGGGUCCUCGGUCUAGAAAAUCCUCCUGAGCCUAAAGACGGAGAAGUAGUCGUUUUUGUUGAUCACCUGGCCCGAGGCUUUAGCCCUCCCGGUUCAAAAUUCUUUCGAGACGUGCUUGCAAGUUUUCAGCUUCACCCUUAGGACAUAGGCCCAAAUCCUGUGUCCAACAUCUGCCAUUUCCAAGUUUUUUGUGAGGCUUAUCUUCAAGAGGAGCCCACAGUUGAAUUGUUUAGAGAUUUCUUUCACUUAAACCGCCGCACAGAGUUCACAGAUGGACCCAAUACUGAAUUGGGCGGAAUGGCGGUUCAGAAGAGGAAGGAAGUCACUUUCCCUCAUGCCAAGCUUCAUAGUCACCCCAAAGAAUGGAACCAAACUUGGUUUUACUACAAGGAUACAUCUCCAACUGAUGAAAAACCCUUGCCGGGUUACUGCCCUCAUCGCCUGAGCAACGCACACCCUUUUCCUCAGAGGUUGACGGCAAAAGAAAGGGCCAACUAUGCCCCACAACUGUCAUAACUUAGAGCUUUCAUGGCGAACGAUUUGACACGUGUUGACUUUGCUCGUUGUUGGAUAAGCUGGAGCAUUCUGCCCUUAAGCCGGCGCCCCGGUUUGAUGUGUCAGUACAUAGGAAGCUUGACCGAUCCUCAACAAAUAUUAAUAUUCAGCUAACAGAGGCUGAAGUUACCGAGGCUGUCAAGAAAAUGUUGAAUGAACCGGAGGCCGUCUGCGGCCAGACCGGACUAAGUCCUUUCUAUACCUCCAACAAACCGCCAGCUGGUAAUGAUCCGUUCUGGAAUAAAAAACCGCCACAGGAUAAACCGGCAAAACCACAUCGCAUGAAGACCAAAGUUGUUAAGAAACCUGCCAAGAAAAGGACCACUGCAUCCUCCGAGCCAAAUGCUGAUGAUGAUGUGGGUAACCCGGAAUCAGAGGUAGAACUUGACUCUCUUGGUUCAUUUUUUGUACACCUCAUUGACAAUGACUAUUAUCAGGACGAUGUUGAAGGCAGUCAAGCUGAUGACGUAGAGGGUACUUCCCACUCAUCUUCUGGCGAGUCAUCGGCCACACAGCUUCCACCCCUCAAAACAGUUCCUGGUGCCAAGCCUAGACCUAGCAAGAAGGCUCGGUUAAAUAAACCGACUGAUGAUAAUGUAGCUAUUGAACCAGAAAAAACUCCAGAUCCGGAAGAAACCGACGCUGACGCCAUGCUUAAUGAUCCGCCGCCUCAAGACCAUGAAUUCUUUGCUGAACGAGUGCAAGUUGACACCAUAAGCCAUGCAGACCAGCCAACCAGCCCUGUCCGAACUGAUGACAAACCGGUCAGUCCAGUUAAGGAUACUGACAAACCUCCAACUCCAGUAAAGGCUGCUGAUGAUAAAGAGGAUGAUGUUGUGAUCACUGGCAUUGGCCACACUACUCCUGGCAACCCUGUCGCUUUAUCAAAACAUACCGCCAAGGGUGAGCUUUCUGCUAUUGGUAAAGGCAAAUGGAACACCGAUUUGUCAAGCUACGCCCAUCUCAAUGCUCAAGACAUUCAUUCCGGCUUCUUGAAUCGUCUGUAUACCAGCCGCGACUAUGAAGCUGGUUUGGUCAACUUGAUGAGGGAACGAUAUGAGUGUUAUGAAGAAAAGGAAUAUCAGAUGGAGUCGAAACGGAACGAAAUCAACUGGAGAAGUUAUUUUUGGAAGGAAACAUGCCUGAUGGACUUGGACCCCACGUCAAGGAAGAAACGAGGUGCUCACAAAUGUGGGGGGCGCGCCCCCCUGUCUCGUGGGACCCUCGUGGCUCCCCUGAUGUACCUCCUGCACCCAUAUAUACCUACGUGACCUAAAACUUCUAGAACGCAACAUAGAUCGGGAGUUCCGCCGCCA
This is a messenger RNA of Triticum urartu, 3705 nucleotides long. RefSeq lists its product as uncharacterized. NCBI's taxonomy places the organism in Eukaryota, Viridiplantae, Streptophyta, Magnoliopsida, Poales, Poaceae. The record is from RefSeq and is a predicted model, not a curated record.